AUGCAGAAAAAUCGUAAACAUAGGAAAUGUCAAAAUUAUCAGUCCGUAUCAGUGUUUAUUGAGGAUUUGAUUAAAUAAUUUACUUUCUCCGUAUCAAUAUUUUUCUCAUUCCUAAUGGAAAAUCGAUAAUCGAAUCAUCGUUGUCAAAUUUCUAAGUGGCAUUUGUGUCAAAAGUUUUCUAAGCUCUUGUUAUUCUCCUUUUCUCGUUGUUGUGCUCUCUCUUCAUCCUUAAAAAACGCACCCAUUCUCUUUUUGUAAUAGCUAUUAUCAAUGGAUAUUGUAAAUGAUUUUACUCGGUCUCUAAUUCGUUAAAAAUGAUCAUCGAUCAGUUUAAUUCUCAAUUCUUCCAUUUCUUGCUGCACUGAGCCCUUGUCGGUAGUCAGCAAUUAAUCAUGCCCUCUGUGUGCGAUGACAUCAUUGAUGCUGAAGUCAACGGAGAACCACCCCCAGGAGACUUCCAAAAAUUUACCGAUGAACAGGCAGAGGCUGUAGAAAGGAAACUUCUGAAGCGAAAGCAGAGGUUGUAUCAGCUUAUAGCGAAAUCAGACUCCAAAGCCUUGCGAGAAGAGGCACUUCAGCAUGGUCUCAUUGAUGAUGAUGUGCGGUCAAAAGCAUGGCCACUGCUCUUGGACUUGAAAGAUCUACCAGACUGGGAUAAUAUCUCUGGUGAGGAGCUAGAGAGCCACCAUGAGUAUAACCAAGUAGUUUUAGAUGUUAACCGGUCAAUCAAACGGUUUCCUCCCAGUAUCGAAGAUUCAAGGAGAAUUGCCAUUCAAGAUGAGUUGAUAGCAACAAUAGUUACAAUUCUUUCAAGAAAUCCUGGGUUGCACUAUUAUCAGGGUUUUCAUGAUGUAGCUGUUACUAUUCUAUUAGUUGUUAAAUCAAAGAUGGCAGGCCACAUUAUUGAAAAAAUUUCAACAGAGCAUUUAAAACCAUUCCUAGAGCCAACGAUGGAGAGAACCAGCAGUCUCCUAGAAUAUAUUUAUCCAAUACUAGAAAAAAUAGACCUUGAUUUGUGCAAGCACUUAGACAGAUCUGGUGUGGGGACCAUUUUCUGUCUACCAUGGUUCAUAACAUGGUUCAGUCACACAAUAGAAGUGUACGAGACAUUAAUGCGCCUGUUUGACUACUUCCUUGCCUAUGAUCAUAAGCCUGGAACUGAAUUCCUGUUGCCAUUGUACUUGAUAGUCUCGAUUUUGGAGCAUUGGAAAGACGAUAUUUUAGAACAAGAAUGUGAAAUGGCGGCUCUGCAUUCAUUCUUCUACAGGCCCUUGGACACACUUGAUUUUGAAAUGUUGUUGAAAAAAGCUGACAGGUACUACCACAGCUACCCCCCAGAGAGUAUGAAAAAAGCUGUCGAAAAGCGCAUCAAGGAUAAGGAGGAAAGACAGAGACUUGAGGAUCUUGAAAGGAAGGCUCUCAGGGAAAGGAGACUAAGACCAAAAGCUCCGAAUACACCGUGGAUGCGAAGACUAACAGUUGUUGCAAUUGGUGUAGUUUUCGUCCUGUCGUCCGUGUACUAUGCGCGGGCUUUGUUGAGCUGGAUAAAAUCAAGGGUGCUCUCUGUUUGCAAAUGCAAAUGCAUUGAAAUGCCCAUCAGCAAUUGGCGUACAAGAAAUAGAAGAAAUGUUGUUGCGCCAGCAGAAACUGAGCUAGUUGGGCAAUAGUAGUAAUUCGUAACAGUAGAAGAUGGCUCAGAUUUCAAAUAUUUUACGGAAUCACUCUUACCUCUGGACCUAUUUGCAUAACGAACUGGAAGAGACUUGAGCGCUACAACCCAUGUGACCUCUCCACUUUUCUAUGGAUGGAGGCGUUUAUAUUUCCCAAGUAUUUUUUUACUUCCAUCAUUUUUAGCAAAUUUUUGCUAUUGACUCCUCCAAGGUAUGAUAAAGAUUAUACAAUACCAAGCCGUGAGCAUCAAAGAAACAAUCUGGUUGUGCAUUUUUAUUUUCAGUGUACUCAUCCUCUUCAGGAUCACUGGGUUUGCAUGUAAGAAAGCUAAGAUUGUAGGAGUAUUCAUUAUCAAUAAUCAUAAAGUUCAGCUGUAUCUCAUACGCAGUCCAGAGAUGAGUUGUUCAGCCUGAGACAGAAUUUUUUUCUUUUUUCGAAUACUCAGUAAAAUUAUUGGGGGCUCUGGGCAAUCAGUUUGUCUUGCGCAGAGAAGACUUGACAAGUCAUGAAUUGAAGCAUUAUUUUGAAAGUUUUGCAUGCAAACUAUAAAAGAAAAGAAAAUUGUGGAAAAGUUGGUAAUCAAUCUCGAACAAUGUAACAUUGAUGAUUCUGAUUUGUAUCCACAAUUUUAAGAGUCUGCUUUUAAGUUUGAGUUGUCAGCAUUGUGUUUGCUUGGAUUUAAAGGGAGAAUGUGUAAUCUGGUUUUAUUUAAUUCUUCGCUUGCUGGAGCAGAAAACUUGAGAGCAUAUUGCCUCAUAAGUUUGUACCCAAAGCUUGACAGAAUCAGGUCUUUUCCUCUUUCUUGGAAACUCAAAUCCAAGUUUUGUGAAGCUGUUUUUUUGUCUGGAAGGUAAACUUUUAAUCAUAGGUAAUGUUAGAUUCGGGCAGGUCUGUUUGAUUUGUUUUGGAAAUUGCAGUAUCAAACUGUGAAGUAGACUUAAGUGCAACCAUAAAUAUCAGUGAAAUUUGUGAAAUAGUAAAUGUGAAGUAGGGUCAUGAAUUUGGUACACUUGAGUAAUGAGAUCACAGUAUGAUAUUAUUCCUCACACAGACCUCACCUUGAAACUGGCUCCCAAGCCCUACUCAAUAACUGGUCUGAAUUUCCCAUUCAUACUCAUAAGCGCUACCCAGUGGCUUUCAGAAUUUCAACUUUAAUAGCUCUAAUUGCUUGAACUUCAAGCCUAAGUCUUAAAUGUGAAUAUAAUCUGUGAUGAAAAUAAUUUAUUUUCACGAUUCGCUCCAACGAAAGUAGAGCAGUUUGAAUCGUUUGCAUUUUUUGU
Molecule: messenger RNA, 2951 nt
Organism: Bemisia tabaci
Lineage: Eukaryota; Metazoa; Arthropoda; Insecta; Hemiptera; Aleyrodidae
Product: TBC1 domain family member 20
Biological process (GO): endoplasmic reticulum to Golgi vesicle-mediated transport; positive regulation of GTPase activity
Cellular component (GO): endoplasmic reticulum membrane
Molecular function (GO): GTPase activator activity
Source: RefSeq, a predicted model, not a curated record